This is a messenger RNA of Mytilus californianus (California mussel), 10197 nucleotides long. RefSeq lists its product as uncharacterized. The record is from RefSeq and is a predicted model, not a curated record. The transcript is spliced from 11 exons. Gene Ontology annotation, molecular function: protein binding. NCBI's taxonomy places the organism in Eukaryota, Metazoa, Mollusca, Bivalvia, Mytilida, Mytilidae. Gene Ontology annotation, biological process: regulation of apoptotic process. The coding region runs from base 206 to 4414 and encodes 1402 amino acids.
GCGGAUUCAACCGAGGAUUGCCGAUUGCAGUGACUGCACCAGAACAGACCGUAAUUAAUUUCCUUGUUGAAUAAUUUUCAAACUUCCUGAUAAAUUUUGGCUCAUAUCAAGAAAACCUUUAUUCUGUGAACUUUAAAAGAAGCAAGCAGAAAUGUGCACCAACCAAUGGAGAUCAAUUGAGAUGGUUAUUUUACAGUAGUUAUCAAUGAAAGAAGAAGAUGAGAGAGACAAGGAUUUGUCCCAAUAUAGUCAGACAGAUUUAUUAUCAAGUCCUGUGACAGGAAAAGCUCAAAGAAGAAAGACACAUUCUUCAACAAUGGAAGCACAGCCAUUACCAACAGACAACAACCGAUUACAGGCAGCCUAUACUGUCCUUUACACUGUACCUAGGUCUAUUGAACACGUCAUAGACAGAGAGUACCAAGGUGGUUUUGUCCAAGCUAUUCGUGAUUAUGAAGAUCAGCUGAAGGACAAAAUCAGAACAGAGGAAUGGGAUAUGCUCAGCCAAUUAAUAGUUCACUACAGAUUGUACCACUUCUAUGAUAAGAUUGUACAAGACACCUCUCUGGAUAAAGACGUCCUUGAUAAACUGAUUUCUAAAUGUAUCCUACGGAUAGAAGACAGAGAGGAGAUAGAACACUAUCCCAGACAAUCUGACCGCAACAAAUGUAUCUUAGACCUCCUAAUUCAAAGACCACAAGAUUCCUACAGUGUAUUAUUAGACGUUCUAAAGGAGUCUCCUACUUGUUCUAAAGACCUGAUAGAAUGUAUGGAAGGUCAACCUUCCCAUCAUGAAGUUGUUUCACACUCCAUAGUUAAGUCAAGUAUUACAGGGAACCAUUCAAUCAGGUUACAAAAGAACUACCACCAUCUUAUUCAGAAUUUAUCUAAUGUAAGACAGGUCAUUGAUUUAUUGAUAUCAAAGGGAGUUUUAGAACCUGACGACCAUGCAGAAAUUGUUUCCAGUGAAGUGUCAGGUGAAAUGAAUAGAAAGCUAAUAGCUAAGAUCAGAAGUGUACAAGAUUAUCAGUUCUUUCUGGAGGCACUCAAGGUGGACCCUGGCAAUGCAGAACUGGCAUCUGACUUAGAAUCAACUGAUGUUAGCCAAGAUGAAUUUAACCUUGUUCAAACAGGAGACACAGUACCACAGCUAACAAACAGACCAGGAUUCCAGACACUGGUUACAUUAGUUUCUAUGGUUAAAGCUGUACAGAUUCCAAAUACAGAACCAGACAGCCAUGAUAUCAGUUUAUCAGCAGACUUAUACAGACUACAGUCUUGGUACAAAAAGAUCAUUAAAAUGAGAUCGAUGGAUUCACAUAAAUAUCAACAAUUUGUUGAAACCAUACAGGCAAUUUUGAUAAGAAUCGGUGGAAAGAAGGAUCCUGCUGAUAUAGAAAUUAGAUUGAGUCCUGUUCUGCAAAAACAAGUUAAGAAGAUUCUUGACCAUUUAAAAGAAAAAGAUGAGAAAGAAUCUGAGCAGGAGGAAGUUAUCCCAAGGAAUAUAAGAGAGCAGAUAAAAGAACAAAUAGAAGAUUGGGUAAAGAAAGAUAAGAAGUUUGUGUCUACAAGAGCCAGUGAUUAUGUCAUCGAAUGUGUACAGGACAACAAUUGUGUUACUUUAACUGCCCCAGCAGGAGUUGGAAAAUCUUUCAUCUGUAGACAUACAGCGCUUGUUUUACAGAAGAAAGGAUACAAAAUAAUACCGGUGUAUGCUCCAACAGAUAUAAGAGAUUAUUACCAGCCUGGUAAACAGACAGUCUUCAUUGUAGAUGAUAUUUGUGGAAAUUACACUGCUAACCAACAACAGAUUGAUAACUGGAAACAACUGUUACCUGUGAUUAACAAGAUUGUUGCAGACAAAUGUUGUAAGAUUAUUGUAUCUUGUAGGUUACAAGUUUAUAAGGAUGAUAAGUUUAAGAUAUUACUACCUUUUAAAUCUUGUGAAUGUAACUUGAAUUCAGAUGAAUUAUGUCUUACAUCUGAUGAGAAAACAACUAUAGCAAAAUCAUAUAUUGGUACAAAUGUUAAAGAUAUUGAUGAUUUAUCUCAAAAUAGUGAAUUUUUUCCACUUUUAUGCUCCUUAUAUCAUGCACAAAAAAAUUCAGAUAUGAAAGAAUUUUUCAGAAAUCCGUUUGUUGUCUAUAAAGAUGAGCUAGACAAAUUAAGUGAGGCUGGUGACGAAGGGAACUUUAAAAUAUGUAGUCUUGCUUUAUGUGUUAUCUUUAAUAAUGAUUUGAAAGAAAAAUGGUUCCAUGGUAAAAUGACAGAUGAACAACGACAUGUCAUAGAAGACACAUGUGAUGCUUGUGAAAUCAACAGAAGUACAUCAAAGGCAAAACUAAAGAAAGCACUUGACACUCUAGAUGGUACAUUUAUAUGUAAACAGAAUGGUAUUUAUAGAACUGUACAUGAUAAAUUGUUUGACUUCCUUGCUCAUUACUUUGGUCAGAAAAUGAUUGAAUGUUUGAUAAAUCAUGGUGAAAGUGAAUUAGUACUUGAACGUUUCAUUUGGCAGAAAUCACCAGAUGACAAGACAAGUAACAUGGACUUCAUUAUAGAAAUACCAGAUGAUUAUUUAGAAUCAUAUCUAGAAAGGUUGAUAAAGGACUGGUUAGCAGGUAAGGUGGCAGAUGUAUUCAGUAACAAUAAUAUGGAAGAAUCAUCAUUCAGAGAACAGUUUUUACAGUACUUACUACAACUAGAUAAACCACAACAAGUAACAUUAGCCAACACCAAGGAUACAGUGAGACCAAAGGAGAGCUGUACAUCAGGUAAUACUCCACUGAUAGAUACUUGUUAUUAUGGGUAUAUUGAUAUGGUUCAGUGGAUUUUAUGUAAUGAUGUGGAUGUAGAUCAGUGUAGAGAUGAUGAGGUUAAUGGACUGUACAUGGCAAGUCAGGAAGGACAUACUGAUAUAGUAAAGUUACUGUUAGAGAGGAAUCCUAAUGUUGAUCUAUGUGACAAUGAUGGCUGUAGUCCUCUGUUACUGGCAAGUCAGAAUGGACAUACUGAUAUAGUAAAGUUACUGUUAGAGAGGAAUCCUAAUGUUGAUCUAUGUAACAAGGUUGGCUGUAGUCCUCUGAAUAUAGCAAGUGAUAAAGGACAUACUGAUAUAGUAAAGUUACUGUUAGAGAAGAAUCCUAAUGUAGAUCUAUGUGACAAUGAUGGCUGUAGUCCUCUGUUAAUGGCAAGUAAUACAGGAAAUACUGAUAUAGUAAAGUUACUGUUAGAGAAGAAUCCUAAUGUAGAUCUAUGUAACAAUGAUGACUGGAGUCCUCUGAAUAUAGCAAGUUAUAAAGGACAUACUGAUAUAGUAAAGUUACUGUUAGAGAAGGAUCCCAAUGUUGAUCUAUGUAACAAUGAUGACUGGAGUCCUCUGAAUACAGCAAGUGAUGAAGGACAUACUGAUAUAGUAAAGUUACUGUUAGAGAAGGAUCCCAAUGUUGAUCUAUGUAACAAUGGUGACUGGAGUCCUCUGAAUACAGCAAGUGAUGAAGGACAUACUGAUAUAGUAAAGUUACUGUUAGAGAAGGAUCCUAAUGUUGAUCUAUGUAACAACAAUGGCUGGAGUCCUCUGAAUACAGCAAGUAACAAAGGACAUACUGAUAUAGUAAAGUUACUGUUAGAGAAGAAUCCUAAUGUAGAUCUAUGUAACAAUGAUGACUGGAGUCCUCUGAAUACAGCAAGUGAUGAAGGACAUACUGAUAUAGUAAAGUUACUGUUAGAGAAGAAUCCUAACGUUGAUAUAUGUAACAACAAUGGCUUUACGCCAUUGAUCUUCUUGUGUAUCAAUAACCACACCAGUAUAGUCCAGCUAUUAAUUAAACAUAAACCAAACAAUAAUGCCCAGACAUUCAAUGGUUGUAAUUCUUUAUAUUUCAGUGCAAGGAAUGGAAACCUAGAGAUAACACAGUUACUGUUAGAGAAUAAUGCCGACUGUAAUAUCUGUAUCCAUAGUAAACAGUCUAUAACAGAUACAUUAAAUAACCAUCCAAGUAAAACAUUGGACGAAGUAAAACAAUUAUUAUUUGAUAGUCUGGUAAAGAAUACACCAUCACAUGUAAGAGAUUAUGUCAGUCAGAAGUCAGUAGAUUAUGCCUUUGAUGUAGUAGCUGGUUCUUCUCCUUUACACAUAGCCAGUUAUAUGGGUAGGACAGAUGUAGUCAUUUGUCUUCUUGACCAUAAUGCUAACAUCAACAUGACAAAAGAAGAUGGAACAACACCAUUAUUUUAUGCAUGUGAAGUAGGACAUGAGGAUAUUGUACAUUUAUUGUUAGAUAAAGGUGCAGAUACACAGAUGUGUAGACUUGAUGGGGAAUCCCCUUUAAAGAUUGCAACAGAUAAUGGACAUACAUCUAUAGUAAUGGUGUUAACAAAUCACACAAAGAAUGAGGAACAAAAUUCUUCCUAACUUUUUUUCUUUGGUCAGUGGUUUGUUAAACUCUUUUAUUCAGUUUUCACACAAAGUCUGAUUUUCAUAUAUAUUACCCAUUUGAAAAUUAUCAUACAACUGCUGAUGUUCUUUGCUCACUGGUAUGAUCUGUUAUUUAUCUAAUAGGUUUGAUAUCUACAGCUAUUCAUUUCACUACUCUGUCUCUAAUUUUACAAAGCACAUGCAGCUUAGCUUUAUAUUACAUGAAAAUUUAUUGAUGUUUUUACCACCAGUCUAUUGUUACACCAGUAUACAAACACAGUAGGGGGGUCUCAACAUACAAAUUUGGGUACAAAUGUCAGGCUAAAAAACACCCUGCAUUCCUAAAUUCAAAUCGAACUUCAUUGUCAUAUAAAUAGCCUUAUAUGAUUUGUGACUAAAUUGCUUUUCAGUUGAUAGUUAUCUCAUUGGCAAUUAUACCACAUCUCCUUAUUUUUACUUAGGUGGAUAGUUGUCUCAUUGGCAAUCUUACCACGUCUCCUUAUUUUUUCUUUGGUGGAUAGUUGUCUCAUUGCAUUGGCAAUCAUACCACGUCUCCUUAUUUUUACUUUGGUGGAUAGUUGUCUAAUUGGCAACCAUACCCCAUCUCCUUAUUUUUACUUUGGUGGAUAGUUGUCUCAUUGGCAACCAUACCCCAUCUCCUUAUUUAUACUUUGGUGGAUAGUUGUCUCAUUGCAUUGGCAAUCAUACCACGUCUCCUUAUUUUUACUUUGGUGGAUAGUUGUCUCAUUGGCAACCAUACCCCAUCUCCUUAUUUUUACUUUGGUGGAUAGUUGUCUCAUUGCAUUGGCAAUCAUACCACAUUUCCUUAUUUUUACUUUGGUGGAUUGUUGUCUGAUUGGGAAUCAUACCAAAUCUCCUUAGUUUUAGUUUGGUGGAUAGUUGUCUCAUUGGCAAUUAUACCACAUCUCCUUAUUUUUACUUUGGUGGAUAGUUGUCUCAUUGGCAAUCAUACCCCAUCUCUUUAUUUUUACUUUGGUGGAUAGUUGUCUCAUUGGCAAUCAUACCCCAUCUCUUUAUUUUUACUUUGGUGGAUAGUUGUCUCAUUGGCAAUCAUACCCCAUCUCUUUAUUUUUACUCUGGUGGAUAGUUGUCUAAUUGGCAAUCAAACCCCAUAUUCCAAACUCUUUAUUUUAACUUUGGUGGAUAGUUGUCUCAUCGGCAAUCAAACCCUGUCUUCUUAUUUUUACUUUGGUGGAUAGUUGUCUCAUUGGCAAUCAAACCCCAUAUCCCAAACUGUUUAUUUUAACUUUGGUGGAUAGUUGUCUUGUUAGUAAUUAUACCACAUCUCCCUAAUUUUACUUUGGUUAAUAGUUGUGUCAUUUGCAAUCAUACCACAUCUCCUUAGUUUUAAUUUGGUGGAUAGUUGUCUUAUUGGCAACCAUACCCCAUCUCCUUAGUUGUCUAAUUGGCAAUCAAACCCCAUAUCCCAAACUGUUUAUUUUAACUUUGGUGGAUAGUUGUUUUGUUGGUAAUUAUACCACAUCUCCCUAAUUUUACUUUGGUUAAUAGUUGUGUCAUUUGCAAUCAUACCACAUCUUCUUAGUUUUAAUUUGAUGGAUAGUGUCUCAUUGGCAAUCAUACCACGUCUCCUUAUUUUAACUUUGGUGGAUAGUUGUCUCUUUGCCAAUCAAACCUCAUCUCCUUAUUUAUACUUUGGUGGAUAGAGCCUCAUUGGCAAUCUACCCCAUCUCCUUAUUUUUACUCCAUCUUUUCUUAUUUUAACUUUGGUGGAUAUUUGUCUCAUUGGUAAUCAUACCCCAUCUCCUUUUUUUUACUUUGGUGGAUAGUUGUCUCAUUGGUAAUCAUACCCCAUCUCCUUUUUUUUACUUUGGUGGAUAGUUGUCUCAUUGACAAUCAUAUCCAAUAUCCUUAUUUUUACUUUAGUGGACAGUUAUCUCAUUGGGAGCCAUACCACAUCUCCUUAUUUUUACUUUGGUGGAUAGUUGUCUCAUUGGCAGCUAUACUACAUCUCCUUAUUUUUUACUUUGGUGGAUAGUUGUCUCAUUGGCAAUCAAACCCCAUCUCCUUUUUUUUACUUUGGUGGAUAGUUUUCUCAUUGGUAAUCAUAUCCCAUCUCCUUAUUUUAACUUUGGUGGAUAGUUGUCUCAUUGCAUUGGCAAUCAUACCACAUCUCCUUAUUUUUACUUUGGUGGAUAGUUGUCUCUUCGGCAAUCAAACCCCAUCUCCUUAUUUUUACUUUGGUGGAUAGUUGUCUCAUUGGCAAUCAUACCCCAUCUCCUUAUUUUAACUUUGGUGGAUAGUUGUCUUAAUGGCAAUCAUAUCACCAAACUCCUUAUUUUAACUUUGGUGGAUAGUUGUCUCAUCGGCAAUCAAACCCCAUCUCCUUAUUUUUACUUUGGUGGAUAGUUGUCUAAUUGGCAAUCAAACCCCAUACCCCAUCUCCUUAUUUUAACUUUGGUGGAUAGUUGUCUUAAUGGCAAUCAUAUCACCAAACUCCUUAUUUUAACUUUGGUGGAUAGUUGUCUCAUUGGCAAUCAAACCCCAUCUCCUUAUUUUUACUUUGGUGGAUAGUUGUCUCAUUGGCAAUCAUACCACAUCUCCUUAUUUUUACUUUGGUGGAUAGUUGUCUCAUUGGCAAUCAAACCCCAUCUCCUUUUUUUUACUUUGGUGGAUAGUUGUCUCAUUGGCAAUCAUACCACAUCUCCUUAUUUUUACUUUGGUGGAUAGUUGUCUCAUUGGCAAAUCAAACCCCAUCUCCUUAUUUUUACUUUGGUGGAUAGUUGUCUCAUUGGCAAUCAAACCCCAUCUCCUUUUUUUUACUUUGGUGGAUAGUUGUCUCAUUGGCAAUCAUACCACAUCUCCUUAUUUUUACUUUGGUGGAUAGUUGUCUCAUUGGCAAUCAAACCCCAUCUCCUUUUUUUUACUUUGGUGGAUAGUUGUCUCAUUGGCAAUCAUACCACAUAUCCUUAUUUUUACUUUGGUGGAUAGUUGUCUCAUUGGCAAUCAUACCCCAUCUCCUUAUUUUUACUUUGGUGGAUAGUUGUCUCAUUGGCAAUCAAACCCCAUCUCCUUAUUUAUACUUUGGUGGAUUGUGCCUCAUUGGCAAUCUACCCCAUCUCCUUAUUUUUACUCCAUCUUUUCUUAUUUUAACUUUGGUGGAUAGUUGUCUCAUUGGCAAUCAAACCCCAUCUCCUUAUUUUUACUUUGGUGGAUAGUUGUCUCAUUGGCAAUCAAACCCCAUCUCCUUAUUUAUACUUUGGUGGAUUGUGCCUCAUUGGUAAUCUACCCCAUCUCCUUAUUUUACUCCAUCUUUUCUUAUUUUAACUUUGGUGGAUAGUUGUCUCAUUGGCAAUCAAACCCCAUCUCCUUAUUUUUACUUUGGUGGAUAGUUGUCUCAUUGGCAAUCAUACCACAUCUCCUUAUUUUUACUUUGGUGGAUAGAUGUCUCAUUGGCAAUCAAACCCCAUCUCCUUUUUUUUACUUUGGUGGAUAGUUGUCUCAUUGGCAAUCAUACCACAUCUCCUUAUUUUUACUUUGGUGGAUAGUUGUCUCAUUGGCAAUCAAACCCCAUCUCCUUAUUUUUACUUUGGUGGAUAGUUGUCUCAUUGGUAAUCAUACCACAUCUCCUUAUUUUAACUUUGGUGGAUAGCUGUCUCAUUGGCAAUCAAACCCCAUCUCCUUAUUUAUACUUUGGUGGAUUGUGCCUCAUUGGCAAUCUACCCCAUCUCCUUAUUUUUACUCCAUCUUUUCUUAUUUUAACUUUGGUGGAUAGUUGUCUUAUUGGCAAUCAAACCACAUCUCCUUAUUUUUACUUUGGUGGAUAGUUGUCUCAUUGGCAAUCAUACCACAUCUCCUUAUUUUUACUUUGGUGGAUAGAUGUCUCAUUGGCAAUCAAACCCCAUCUCCUUUUUUUUACUUUGGUGGAUAGUUGUCUCAUUGGCAAUCAUACCACAUCUCCUUAUUUUUACUUUGGUGGAUAGUUGUCUCAUUGGCAAUCAAACCCCAUCUCCUUAUUUUUUACUUUGGUGGAUAGUUGUCUCAUUGGUAAUCAUACCACAUCUCCUUAUUUUAACUUUGGUGGAUAGUUGUCUCAUUGGCAAUCAAACCCCAUCUCCUUAUUUAUACUUUGGUGGAUAGUUGUCUCAUUGGCAAUCUACCCCAUCUCCUUAUUUUUACUUUGGUGGAUAGUUGUCUCAUUGGCAAUCAAACCCCAUCUCCUUAUUUUUACUUUGGUGGAUAGUUGUCUCAUUGGCAAUCAUACCCCAUCUCCUUAUUUAUACUUUGGUGGAUAGUUGUCUCAUUGGCAAUCAAACCUCAUCUCCUUAUUUAUACUUUGGUGGAUUGUGCCUCAUUGGCAAUCUACCCCAUCUCCUUAUUUUUACUCCAUCUUUUCUUAUUUUAACUUUGGUGGAUAGUUGUCUUAUUGGCAAUCAAACCACAUCUCCUUAUUUUUACUUUGGUGGAUAGUUGUCUCAUUGGCAAGCAUACAUAUCUCCUUAUUUUACAUUGUUGUAUAGUUGUUUCUUUGGCAAUCAUACCCACAUCUCCUUAUUUUUGUAAAUGACAAGUAGAAAGUAAGUAUCAUUAUAAUUAACAAACUAAUUAUUGUUAUGUAUUGAUCUUUUUAUAUAUAUAAAGUAUAGCUUAUAAUUCAUUGGUAUUGAUUUAAGGAAUAUCCCAUAUUUUCCAGCUUCCAGGAUAUUUUAUUUAGAUGCUAACCACAUGGUAUCUUUCUUAUUAUUAGAUGAAAAGAUCAUAACACAGGUUUGAUAGAAUUCUCAGCAGAAGAUAAACAUUUAUAACACAUAGACAUAAAUUGUUACCCAUUUUUAUUUUACCUCUGUACAAUUGGACCCCAUUGAUAUAUUUGUCAUACCCAAAAGUGAUCAAUACCAGCGUCUGUAUAUACCUUUAUAUAUGAAAAGCCCUCCUGUGUAUAGAAAUUAUGAAUUACUGUUUUAUGUUUAUUGCUACAAAAUGUUGGUUCAUGUUUCUACUCUCUGUAGGUAUUUCAUCAUAUACACUGUACAUGUAUAUAUUAUCUAACGCAAUCAUAGGUUUGAACGUUGUUUUCAAUUUAGACUUGUAUAUAUUUUUUCGUUUGGUAUUAUAUUUGCCUUCGGGUUUGAUUUGUUUCCCUGUGUUUAAAUAUGUUGUAAAUAAUAUAUGAUGUUUAUACAUUUGCACAGUAGGAGAAAUGCAAAUGUAUCUAUAUAUUGCUGCUGUAAAUCAUAUACUAUUUUUAAUCAUUUUGUAGAAUUGAAGGAAUAUUUAUAGGAAAGAAUUAUAGUGAUAUGACAUAACCAUACAUUCCAAGGAAAAUACAUUUUUUUAUCAAGUCUUAAGAUACAGGAAAAAAUUUGAUAGUGACAUAAUUUUUACUUGUUUUUUAUUACAAAUGAUAUUUAACUUAUUGUACAAACAAUGCAACUACUUUAAGAUUUGUAUUUUAUUUUUUUUAUUUUUUGAAAUAUCCUUUAAUAUUAUAUCUUGCAUUAAUAAUAUUUUUCAAAGACAUUGUUGAUCAUCAGGCAAUCCAUGGAAGAUUCUGGUCGCCCUGCAUCUUAGUAAUUAUACUGACAGUAUAUUAUAAAUAAAUUUCUUUCAAAAUCAUAGAGCUACAAAAAUAUGAAAAUAUAUAUAAUUUAUAAGUUUCAAUGAAGAUAUUGUACUGAUUUUUAAUAUUUUGUAUUAUUUGAAUUAUAUUUUGUUUACAUUGUAAAAAAGUAAUACAUGUAUGUGUUGAUAUAAUUAGAGUCAGAAAAAAAUAAUUAUAAUAAAUAUAUUCUCAGUAUUGA